Messenger RNA from Hypanus sabinus (Atlantic stingray), 3354 nucleotides. RefSeq names its product guanine nucleotide binding protein (G protein), beta polypeptide 1-like (gene gnb1l). The record is from RefSeq and is a predicted model, not a curated record. Gene Ontology annotation, molecular function: protein binding. The transcript has 7 exons. The coding region runs from base 16 to 1197 and encodes 393 amino acids. Lineage: Eukaryota; Metazoa; Chordata; Chondrichthyes; Myliobatiformes; Dasyatidae.
UACCUCAUCCUCCGGAUGCCUACAUUUCCCAGAAGGCGCGGCGGCAGCAGCCGGAAGCUGGAACCAGAGCGCGCUUGCACAGACCGUAUUACCGCCGUCGGUGGACAUGAUGUGACGUGCGUACUUCGGUUGAGAGUCGGUCAUCGAGCGUGUGCUGACACCGUGGUUGCCUUGGUAACGAGGGCGGAGCCUCCAUGCUGUGGUGCACCCAUGGCCUUACAUCCCCCUGAUCCAAAGUUUGUUCUUCGAGGGACCGGAGCUUCAGUAAACACACUGCAUUUCUGCUGCCGAAGCCCAGUGAACUGUGAUUCAGUACUCUUCUCAGGGUCAGCUAAUGGAUUAAUACACAUUUGGAACUUAAAGACACACAGGGCAGAUACAGUACUGGAAAGCCAUGAUAAAAAUUCAGUAAUAUGGAUACAAACAUUGCAAUGGAGAUACUCUCUCAUCAGCCAAGGUCGUGAUUCGACUGUCUGCAUGUGGGAUCUAGCUGAAGGGCGUAAAAUGGUCGUGGAUUCCAUUCCUCUGGAUAACUAUGGAUUUUGCCAGUGUUCACUAUUGGAUAGAGGUGUUGGCAGCUACCUCUUAGCUUUGCCUGGCAAGGAUUUGUCAGAGGUUAAGAUUAUAGAUCUACCUAACAAGACACCAGUCUGGACCAUAAAUCCACCAACAGAUGCUAAACUGGGCAUGCCGAUGUGUCUGAAGCUGUGGCAGCCUCCUUCCUGUUCUCGGCCUUCAAUAUUGAUUGGAUACGAGGAUGGAUCAGUGACCCUGUGGGACCUAUCGGAAAAGAAAAUGUUGAGCCGUCUCACCUGCCACAAAGAGCCAAUCAUGUGUCUUGAUUUUGAUCCGGAAAAAAUCAAAGGCAUCUCUGGCUCGUCAGAAAAAGUUGUAGCCUCUUGGAGCCUUGACCAGCAACAGAACCUUAAGCUGAAGAACGUGGUGAAGUUAGUGAAUGCUGGGAUAGCUCACACCUGCCUUCGUCAAGACAAGAAGAUAGUAGCCACGGGCGGUUGGGAUCAUCGGAUCCGCAUCUUUGGCUGGAAAAACCUGAAGCCCCUGGCUGUCCUGCUGUACCACACAGCGAGCAUCCACUGCGUGACCUUCUCUGACCAUGCCGAUCUGAGCGAAAGGUUAAUGGCUGCAGGCUCUAAAGACCAGCGCAUAAGCUUAUGGUCCCUUUACAACGAACCAUGAAGAGCAGAUUUUCUAAGGAGCCACCAUCUGUAUUUUCACUCAGAGAAGUUUGUGUGGGCAUCAUAACUUAAUUGGUGACGGACAUAAGUCUUGACCAUAAUUUGUACUGUAAUUCAAUUACAAUAAUAUUUUAAUUUGAACUGUCUCCUGUUGAAUCAACUUUUAAGGAGGAAGGAAAACAGCAUUGACACAAUAGUUCAUACAAGGUCAUUCACAGCCAGUACAUACUUUCUCUUCAGUUAUCAUCGUUUGGAAGACGGCACAGUAGCUGAUUUUACAUGUCGUGAAGAUCCACAAGUAUUCCGUCUGGGUAGCCUCCAGCCUGAUGGCAUGAUUUCUUUCCCCGUAUCUUUUUUUCCAUUCCCAAUUCUGGUUCCCCUCUCAACCUUUCCUUUCUCCUCACCUACCCAUUACCUUCUGGUUCCUCUCCUACCCUUCUAUGCUCCACUCUCCCAUCCCUGUUUCUUACUUCUUCCACCCUCCCCCUCUCCCCAUCCAUGAUCCCCCCUCAAUUCGUCUCACUUAUCACCUGCCAACUUGUACCCCACCUCCUCCCCCCCCACCUUCUUAUUCAGCCUUCUUCCCCCUUCUGUUUCAAUGAAGGGUCUUGGCUUGAAAUGUCGACUGUUUAUUCCUCUCCAUAGAUGCUGCCUGACCUGCUGAGUUCCUCCAGCAUUUUAUGUAUGUGUUGUUCUAAAUAACACAUUGUUUUUAAAUCAUUUUUUUAUUAUUGAAAUACAGAAUGAAGUAGGCCAUGUGGCUGUUCGAGCUGUGCCACCUAGCAAUUUCCCAGUUUAACCCUAGCUUAAUCACAGGACAAUCGACAAGGACCAAUUAACCUACCAACUUUGGACUGUGGGAGGAAACCAGAGCACCCAGAUGAAACCCACACAGUCACGAGGAAACAUUCAAACUCCUUACCGGCAGUGGCGGGAAUCGAACCCUAACCUCCUGUAUUGUAAAGCGUUGUGCUAACCACGACACUAUCGUGCUGCUUUCGAUAUUGCUCUUCUUUCCCCUUUCCCCCACCUUCUUAUUCCAGCAUCUUCACACUUCCUUUCCACUCCUGGUGAGGUGUUCAGAGGGUGGGGGAUACAUUUUUAAAUUGAUCACUGCUUUGAAAAGUGCCAUGGGAUUUUUCUGAAGAAUCAGUCUACAUGUAGUACCACCUAAUAGUGCUUUUAGAGUUUAAAACUUGUUGGUACAAAGUUAAUCUUAUUUUUAAUAUUAACUCUGAUGCCUCAUGAGAGUUUAUUGUGUUUAGUGAACUGCUUCCUUUGUAGAGGAUACAGAGGUCUUGAAUUUUGACACAAAUAGCUUCCAGUUAUAUAGUGCCUUUAAUAGCAAAAUGCCCUGAGGCACCUAAGGAGUUUUGUAAUAAAAUUUAAUACCAAAGCACUUAAGGAGAUAAUAAGCAGAUGUCGAAAUGCUUCAUAAAAGAAAGAAGUCUUAAGGGGUAUCUUAAAGGAGGAACGAAAGACAAAUAGGCAGACAGAACUAUUAAGGAGGGAAUGUUGUCAGAGUUUAGAACUUGGUAGCUAAAGGCAUUCCUGCCGUUAGUGGGGGUUGGGUCGUGUGAUUAAAUAUACGUAGAUUUUAGAUUGUUAAGAAGUGUUAUGAUAACUACUUGAGCCCAGAGUGCUUGUGCUGGGGGUGGGUGUGCCAAGGCUUUCAUUGGUCAGACUGCCCUUGCAGUAUUGUGAGCUGUUUGACCCCCUUAUCCAAGAAAGGAUGUGCUGGCACAGGAUAGCAUCUAGAGAAGAUUCAUGAGAAUGAUCCUGGAAUGAAAGCAUUAACGUAUGAAAAGUGUUUGAUGAAUCAGUCUGUACUUGCUGGAGUUUAGAAGAAUGGGGGCGGGUGGGGGGAUCAAGGGAUCUCACUGAAACCUAUUGAAUAUUGAAAGACCUAGAUAGAGUGGGUGUGGAGAAGAUGAUUCCAAUAAAGUUCAAAUUACAUUUUAUUAUAUGUCACUGUACAACCCUGAGAAUAAUUUUCACAUGGACAAUCUCAUUAAAUCUAUAGAAUAAUAGCCAUACCAGAAUCAAUGAAAGACUGCACAGCGAGGGUGCUCAAUCAGAGUGUAGGAGACAAGAAACUGUUGUGGGGACAUCUCAGUGAUGAGUCAAGUGAUGUUGAAUAAAGAGCCUGAUGGUUGAA